AUGAAUGCAGAGCCUCUAGAAGAAAGGAUGAAGUUCAUUCGCAUGAAACAGAUUUGUUUUAAGUGUUGUGCAGACCAGCGUCACCUUGCCAAAAACUGCAAAUCCAAGGUGCAAUGCAGCAUCUGUAAUGCUUAUUCACAUCCCACAGCAUUACACCCCAACUUGAUCCAGGAUGAAGGGGAGUCGAGCGCUUCCAAGGUAUCAACAUCCUGUACACAGAUAUGUGGAACUACCCGUUCCACCAACAGAUCAUGCGCCAAGAUACUGAAGGUUCGUGUACACCCUAUAAACAAACCGGAGGAAGUUCGGAUUGUUUAUGCCAUAGUGGAUGAUCAGAGUAAUCAAACUCUGGCAACUUCUACACUCUUUGACUUUUUCCAUGAAAGAGGCCCAGAACAUAACUACAUUUUAGUGUCAUGUGCCGGGAAGAAACCUGUAUUUGGUCGACAAGGUGUAGGAUAUAUUGUGCAAUCUAUGGACAAGACUUGCUCAUUUGAACUUCCUACCCUUCUGGAAUGUGAUGAAAUUCCAAACAACAGGGAUGAAAUUCCGACCCCCCAGAUAGCACGUCAAUUCACUCAUCUGCAAGAUAUUGCGUCUUGUAUACAACGGAUAGACAACAAAGUGCAGAUAGAACUGUUGAUCGGCAGAGAUCUUUUGGAGGUCCACCACGUGAUGGAACAGAAAAUAGGAAAAGUUUCCUUACCAUUUGCACAGAAGCUUCCACUAGGAUGGGUUAUACUCGGCAGAGUAUGCUUAAAUAACACUCAUGUCUCAGAAGUCGUUAACACAAACAAGACCUUUGUACUCUCAAACGGAAGGCCUACCCUUUUUGAGCCUUGUAAAAAUCAGCUAUUUGUAGUCAGCAGUGUUUUCCAGAAAACAGAACACGACGAAAAACUUGGACCAUCCAUAGACGAUCAAAAGUUCAUUGAAAUUAUGAAUUCUUCCUUCAAGAAAGAUGCAGAUGGGCGAUGGACUGCACCCCUGCCUUUUAAGGAGAAUAGACCCAUUCUACCCAAUAACAAAACUCAAGCCCUUAAACGAGCUCUGAUGUUAGACAACAGCUUUCGACGUAACCCAACGAAGCAUCGUCAUGCUCAAGAUUUCAUGCAGAAAAUCUUUGACCACGGGCAUGCCGAGAUAGCACCACCGAUUUCAAUGGAUUCUGAAUGCUGGUACUUACCAUUGUUUGGGGUAUACCGCCCUAAAAAGCCUGACUCCAUACGUAUGGUCUUCGAUUCUUCGGCCAGGCAUGAGGGAUUAGCAUUGAAUGAUGUUCUGUUCAAGGGGCCAGACCUAACCAACAAUCUCUUAGGAGUUCUUCUGCGGUUCCGCAAGGAUGAGAUAGCCAUCACUGGAGACAUAGAGCAGAUGUUCUAUAAUUUCAAGGUUACAGAGAAAGACAGAGACUUUUUGAGAUUCCUUUGGCACCCUGAUGUGAUCUUGAUACACCGCUCAAGGAAUACAGAAUGA
Molecule: messenger RNA, 1476 nt
Organism: Magallana angulata
Lineage: Eukaryota; Metazoa; Mollusca; Bivalvia; Ostreida; Ostreidae
Exons: 1
Coding region: 1-1476 (491 amino acids)
Source: RefSeq, a predicted model, not a curated record